UAGCUGUCACUGUCAGCGUCAAAAGAGGGCAUGGAUGGAUUAGUUUUAUAAUGUGAAAACUCGAAACAUUUAAUUUAAAUGAAACUUGCUUCUUUAUUUAUAAUAAACCUGUAAUAAAGGAAAUAUGGCGAUCGCGGAUUAUAUCGCGUCAUUGUCACAAAAUCCAUAUUUUGGUGCUGGAUUUGGUUUGUUUGGUAUCGGCGCCGGUGCAGCGUUACUACGAAGAGGUGUGCAGACGUCUAUGAUACUGUUUCGGAGGCAUUGUAUGAUCACACUUGAAGUCCCGUGUAGAGACAAGUCCUACCAGUGGUUGUUGCAAUGGAUAACCCACAAGGGUGCUAGACAGACUCAACACUUGAGUGUAGAAACGUCUUUCCAACAAAAAGACACUGGCCAAAUAAAAACCAAAUACGAUUUUAUUCCUAGCGUUGGUCAACAUUUCUUUAGGUAUGGUGGCACAUGGAUAAAAGUUGACCGUACCAGAGAACAGCACACAUUAGAUCUCCAUAUGGGAGUGCCAUGGGAAACAGUUACCUUAACAGCAUUUGGAAGAAAUAAGGAAUUAUAUUACAACAUCUUAGAAGAAGCAAGAACAAUGGCUCUAAAACAGCAUGAAGGUAUGAUAGUUAUGUACACAGCCAUGGGCUCUGAAUGGCGUCCAUUUGGACAUCCUAGAAGAAGACGCCCACUUCACAGCGUAGUGCUACGGGCUGGCUUGGCAGAUAAAAUUCUAAAUGACUGUUUGGACUUCAUCAACAACCCAAAUUGGUAUACUGACAGAGGAAUACCAUAUAGAAGAGGUUACUUGCUGUAUGGUCCACCUGGAUGUGGGAAAUCAUCAUACAUUAUGGCUUUAGCAGGAGAAUUGGAAUAUAAUAUUUGUGUACUUAAUUUGUCUGAAAGAGGACUCACUGAUGACAGGCUAAACCAUCUUUUGAGUGUUGCACCACAGCAGUCAAUAAUAUUAUUAGAGGAUGUUGAUGCUGCCUUUGUUUCUCGAGAAGAUACCACUGCACAAAAGUCCGCAUAUGAAGGUCUCAAUCGUGUAACAUUUAGUGGACUUCUCAAUUGUCUUGAUGGUGUUGCCUCUACUGAAGCCAGAAUAGUGUUCAUGACUACAAAUUAUUUAGAGAGACUGGAUCCUGCUUUGAUUAGACCAGGCAGAGUUGAUAUGAAGGAGUUUGUAGGCUAUUGUGAUCAAGACCAAAUAGAGCUGAUGUUUUUAAGAUUUUAUAAAGGAGAAGAAGCACCAGAACACGCAAAAACUUUUGCAAGAAAGGUAUUGGAGCAUAAGAAAGUGGUGAGCCCUGCCCAAAUUCAAGGAUACUUUAUGUUCCACAAGCAUUCACCACCACAAGACGUUUUGUUAGACGUUCCAUCCAUUUGGACACUGGGAUAAAAAAUAAACUUUAAUAAAGAAAUUAGACUUAGGCAAUAAGAUCCUAAAAA
Molecule: messenger RNA, 1449 nt
Organism: Helicoverpa zea (corn earworm)
Lineage: Eukaryota; Metazoa; Arthropoda; Insecta; Lepidoptera; Noctuidae
Gene: Bcs1
Product: mitochondrial chaperone BCS1
Exons: 7
Coding region: 125-1399 (424 amino acids)
Biological process (GO): mitochondrial respiratory chain complex III assembly; protein insertion into mitochondrial inner membrane from matrix
Cellular component (GO): mitochondrial inner membrane
Molecular function (GO): ATP hydrolysis activity; ATP binding
Source: RefSeq, a predicted model, not a curated record